UUUUCUGCUGAGCCACCCGAGAAGCCCUUUUAUACCUCCUUACUCAGCCAGCUGCUUCGGCUCGCCAGUCAGUCCUGGCCGGCCAGCGGGGCUCUCUCUCUCCUGUGGAUUUGGGCUCACAACCAUCUAAAGCAAGAUGUCUGAUGAAGAGAAAAAGAGGAGGGCAGCCACUGCCCGGCGGCAGCACCUGAAGAGUGCUAUGCUCCAGCUUGCUGCCACUGAAAUAGAAAAAGAAGCAGCUGCUAAGGAAGUGGAAAAGCAAAACUAUCUGGCAGAGCACUGCCCUCCUCUGUCCCUCCCAGGAUCCAUGCAGGAACUCCAGGAGCUGUGCAAAAAGCUGCAUGCCAAGAUCGAGUCAGUGGAUGAGGAAAGGUACGACACAGAGGUGAAGCUACAGAAGACUACCAAGGAGCUGGAGGACUUGAGCCAGAAGCUGUUCGACCUGAGGGGCAAGUUCAAGAGGCCACCCCUGCGCCGGGUGCGCAUGUCGGCAGAUGCCAUGCUGCGCGCCCUGCUGGGCUCCAAGCACAAGGUCUGCAUGGACCUGCGGGCCAACCUCAAGCAAGUCAAGAAGGAGGACACGGAGAAGGAGAAAGACCUCCGCGAUGUGGGCGACUGGAGGAAGAACAUCGAGGAGAAGUCCGGCAUGGAGGGCAGGAAGAAGAUGUUCGAGGCCGGCGAGUCCUAAGCACUGCUGUCUCCACGCCUGCCGUUCCCACCCUCCUCCAUCCCCUCCUGACAUGGCCGUGGCCAUGGCCACCUUCCCCUACCCCCGGCCCCAACACAUCCUCGCCACGCAUCGAGCCCACCGGCCGGGUGCUGUUUCCCUGGUUUUGUGCAGAGCUGCAGUCUGGAAGCAGCGGUGUAAAUAAAGCUUUGGUGGGAGAGGG
Molecule: messenger RNA, 890 nt
Organism: Anas platyrhynchos (mallard)
Lineage: Eukaryota; Metazoa; Chordata; Aves; Anseriformes; Anatidae
Gene: TNNI2
Product: troponin I2, fast skeletal type
Biological process (GO): skeletal muscle contraction; cardiac muscle contraction
Cellular component (GO): troponin complex
Source: RefSeq, a predicted model, not a curated record